Terrapene triunguis (Three-toed box turtle) is the source of this 1293-nucleotide messenger RNA. RefSeq names its product leucine rich repeat containing 23 (gene LRRC23). The record is from RefSeq and is a predicted model, not a curated record. Gene Ontology annotation, molecular function: protein binding. The coding region runs from base 39 to 1040 and encodes 333 amino acids. The transcript has 8 exons. NCBI's taxonomy places the organism in Eukaryota, Metazoa, Chordata, Testudines, Emydidae.
CCAGGCUUCUGGAGCAGCUCAGCGCUGGGUCUCUGAAGAUGUCGGAUGAGGAGUUUGAUGAUGACUACAGUGCCAACGAACGAGAAAAGCAGGGAGAGGAGGGGGAGGAAGAGAAGGAGCCAACAGAGGAGGAGGAGGAGGAGAGCUUGUCUCCCCACCUUCUUACAGAAGAGAUCAUGAAGGAAGGCCUCUCCCUCUUGUGUAAAACAGGCAAUGGCUUGGCUCAUGCCUAUGUAAAACUAGAGGCAAAGGAAAAGGACCUGACAGAUAUCAGCCUUCUCCAGAACUACAUUCAUUUGCGUUAUGUGGACUUGUCAGAGAACCAGCUGCGAGAUCUGUCUCCUCUGGGCAGCCUCAUCCACCUUCUGUGGCUGAAGGUGGAUGGGAAUCGGCUGAUCAGCGCCCGUCUCCCAGAGCUGCCCUACCUUCAGAUUGCCAGCUUCACCCACAACCGAAUCAAGGACACGGAGGGCAUUACCCACCCACGCCUGGCCAGCCUCAACCUUAAAGGGAAUGAAAUCCAGGUGAUAUCGGGUCUGGAUCCAGGGAAGCUGACAAACCUGCACACGGUGGAGCUGCGAGGAAACAAGCUAGAAACCACCACAGGGCUGCACCUGCCCAAGCUCAAAAACCUUUACCUGGCCCAAAACUUCAUUACCCACCUUGAGGGCCUGGAGGAACUGGUGCAGCUUACGACCCUGCAUCUGCGUGACAACAGGCUUGAGACCCUGGAUGGCUUCUCUAAGAGCAUGAAGUGCCUGCAGUACCUCAAUCUGCGGGGGAACGGGAUUCUGAACCUUCAGGAGAUGGCAAAGCUGCAGGUUCUGCCCAUGCUGCGGGCACUGGUGCUGAUGGACAAUCCCUGUUCUGAUGAAGGUGAAUACCGGAUGGAGGCUCUGGUGCUGCUUCCCCGUCUUGAGCGUCUCGACAAGGAUUUCUUUGAGGAAGAUGAGCGGGCAGAGGCCGAGGAGACACGGCAGCGACGCCGGGAUGAGGAACAGGAAAUGGAGGAAUCUGCCCAAGGGGAGGUGACUGAGUGACCCUCCAGUUGACCCUAGAGUCUCUCAGAACUCUGUGGGGCAGGAGUAGGUUGGCCAGGGAGCAGGACCAGUGUCUACGGCUCCAUGUAUUUGGCCCUCAGAGACCAUUCCUUUGCCCACACUCCCUGUCUCUCCUGGGAGAAGUUGGUGUCAGACACCCCCCUGUGCUGCCCAAGGGAAUGCAGCUCUAUUGCAGUCAGUGCAGCACAGGCUCUGCUCCUCACAGGCCCAAGGAGAAGGAGGAACAGUUAAG